ACUGAGGUCAGAUCCUUAGGUUUUACAUACUCGUAGCACGCCUUAUACAGUACUUCUUUUUUUAAAAACAAUCAACAUUAUAGUCUAAUGGGAUUGAAGUUCAUUUACAACAACUGCACAGCAAACCGCACUGGCUCAUGUGUGCGCACGCGCGCGUCCACAGACUGUAACGGCGCAGGAAGUCGCGAGAAAAGAAAUCUGUCCGUACACCUCAAUAAUAGACGAAUAAAGAGUGUCCAUACAGCAGAAGGCUUCGUCGGGUUAACAGAAAAGCUGAUCGUCACUGGGUAGAAGCCUCAGCCUCUGUGGCAUCUUGGUGAGUAGUUAUUCUAGCAGCUGUUGAUGCUGCUUCUAUUCCCAGAUGUGGUGGUUCCAGGAGGGAUUGUGCUGCUUGCCAGUGCUGUUGGUGGUAUGGUCAUCAGCAACAUUCAUCUUUUCCUACAUCACAGCAGUAGUCCUUCGGCAUGUGGAUGUGCUGGUGCCGUACAUCAGUGAUACUGGCACAACUCCUCCCGAAAGAUGUCUUUUUGGAAUUAUGCUGAACAUCUCAUCAUUCUUAGGCAUGGCCACUAUUUAUGUAAGGUACAAGCAAGUGGAAGCCCUGAAUGCUGAAGAGUCUUCAGUUCAGUGUCCUAACAAAUGGGGUCUGGCUCUGGGGUUAUUGAGUUCAGUUGGUCUUUGUAUUGUUGCAAACUUUCAGAAAAGUACCAUUAUUCAAAUUCAUGUAAUUGGUGCUGCCUUGACCUUUGGGGCUGGAGCAAUCUACAUCCUUUUACAAAUUAUCAUCUCCUUCAGAAUGCAGCCUCAUCUUCACAGCAAGAAAAUCUUCUGGAUCCGAACUGGCCUAGGACUGUGGUGUGCAGCCAGCAUACUGAGCAUGUUAGUAUCCUCAGUUAUAACCUACAGAAGUCUUCCCGGAGUCAACCUAGCUACAAAGCUGCACUGGGAUCCAAAUGAGACGGGAUACACAUCACAUCUGGUCAGUACCAUUUCAGAAUGGCUGAUCUCCUUUUCCUUUCUCAGUUUCUUUCUUACCUACAUUCGAGAUUUUCAGAAAAUCACACUCCGUGCAGAAGUCAGCUUGCGACAACACACUUUGUUUGAAGAGCCUGGCCUCAACUGGGGAGAAAGAACACCUAUCCUUGGGGGGCAUCUCUGAGGUUUCACCAGGGCGUUGUCAAUUGAAAGCAGGAGAAAAGCAGAAGAGCUGUUGCUCAGGUUCUCCUCUUGACACAUGAAUGCCUAAACAGCCUCUUGCACUUUUUAAAUAUUUUUAUAUGUAUCUGUGUUGGAUAAUGGUAUUUCAGAAAAGCACAAGUUAUUGUACAAUUACAUUUACAUUUAUUAACCUAGCAGAUGCUUUUAUCCAAAGCGACUUAUGAAAGAGGUCAACAUAAUCAAGUAACAUUCAGUCUGGGGACUGUUUUGAAACAAGUGUUAUAAAACAAGAUUAUAAAAUUGACCAUCACAAGUGAAGAGCUCUAAACCAAGCAGAACAACACAACACUUGUUUCUUUUUAUUAGCAACUAAGUACCUUAGCAUCAAAACCGGUAUCAAUUACAGAACAAAAAAGGCUUAAAACACUUAAUGCAUUGAGUUGGGCAGCUUGUUCUACUACAUAGGAGCCACACAUGAAAGGUGCUUAUGAUUUGAUGCCUCAGAGAUGCUAUUACCUGAUGUAUUUCAGUAGCAGACCUGAGUGGGUGAGAAGGAGCAUAGGAACUCAUGGGUGCCUCCAUAUACAUAGGAGGUGACUCAUUGAGUACUAUGGGUUUGAACCUAAUGGGGGCAUAACAAGGGUCCAGUGUACUGACCUGAAAAGAGGAGUCCAUUGAAUACAAGAUGUGCUGCUGCAUUUUAAAUAAUCUACAGUGGCCUGGUAGCUCAUACAGGUACUUAGGCCAGUAAAUAAUUACAGUAGUCGAGACUUGACAAGACCAAUACCUGGACUUUAACUUGUGCUACAUACUUGGUACGGUAUGGCCUGAUCUUGUUUGAGCGACUAUGUAUGAAUGCAAGACAGUUGCAACAUGAUAUAUCACCAUCCUGGCCACCAUCUUUAAAUUAUCCAGGGGGUAAAACUAUUA
Messenger RNA from Polypterus senegalus (gray bichir), 2088 nucleotides. Its product is annotated as DNA damage-regulated autophagy modulator protein 2-like. The coding region runs from base 362 to 1159 and encodes 265 amino acids. The transcript has 8 exons. Gene Ontology annotation, cellular component: lysosome. Gene Ontology annotation, biological process: photoreceptor cell maintenance; regulation of autophagy. Lineage: Eukaryota; Metazoa; Chordata; Cladistia; Polypteriformes; Polypteridae. The record is from RefSeq and is a predicted model, not a curated record.